Bursaphelenchus xylophilus (pine wood nematode) is the source of this 3409-nucleotide messenger RNA. NCBI's taxonomy places the organism in Eukaryota, Metazoa, Nematoda, Chromadorea, Rhabditida, Aphelenchoididae. The record is from the annotation of a GenBank genome assembly.
AUGGAGCUGGAUAUUCAAGGACUUAGAUGUGUUGCUGUCAUUUACGUUGUCUUGUUUCAUUUAUGGCCAAGGACCUUUAAAAAUGGUUAUCUCGGAGUUGACAUGUAGGUUUUGCACUUAAAAUAAAUAGCCAUACAUGAUCGCCUGGCAUGUGUGCCAGAUUUAAAGAAAAUCUGAACACUUCUGAUGUCUAACACAAAGGAUUUAUUUUGCAGAUUCUUUGUCAUCUCUGGCUACCUGAUGCAUCACAUCCUCAGCUCAAAAGAGUUCUCGUCGCAUGCAGUCGCGAAAUUUUACUUCCGCCGCAUCCGACGCAUUGCCCCGCCGUACAUUGUUCUUCUGACUUUGACAGUUGUAGUGGCCAACGUCCUCUUUUCGACACAAGAAUUCUCUAAAGUUUUGGAUGAAUUAUUAGCGGCUGCAACCUUCACCUCCAACAUUUUUAAGCUUCCCCCGCAAGGGUAUUUCGCAAUCAACAAUGAGUACCCUUUGUUUCUGCAUACAUGGUCGUUGUCUGUCGAGUUUCAGUUCUACUUGAUUGUCCCGUUCAUCUACUUGGUGUAUUGCCGGCUACGGGAAAUGCAAAAGCGUGUAGCGAUCGGAUUUUUGGUGUGUCUGGCUGCGCUUAGCUUUGCGUAUCAAGUGGCAAAUGGAAGUCGUAAGUUAAUCACGGUUUUCUCAGAGGUCCCAGACGUUAAUGUUGUAUCUUCACGUGUAGUUGUGAAGGUAUGUAGUCAGCCAGAUGUAGGGUAACAAAUAUAGAUAGGUUUAUUACAGAAUAGUAAUAACAAAACGUAGCGUAACACCAAACAUUCACUGAAUAAUAUGUAUCAACCGAGAUCCCUUUUCGUCUAGGCUUCGAGAAGCUUCGAAUGAAACGGAAUGCCAAUAACGUAGUCGUAGGUUUCGUCUCGGGACUCAACAGUUAAUUUAAGGCCGAAUUAGCCUAAUUACAACAAAACAACAACUCUAUAACAAAAUUCUGUUGGGAAAUUAUGAGUACGAUUUCGCUGCAUCAAUUGCGCCGCUGAAGUCAAAAGAAAUUUGAUUUUUCCGCGACACGAUUCAUUUUCUCGGCGUCGAUUUUGAUGCAACAUAUUCCCUAUUAUUUUCCCGAGAGACUAAUAUUGAGGAUAUUAAAAUUUUAUAUAAAGUGCAUGGUCGUUUUGUCGCGCCCCGUACCGUGCAUAAAAACCCUCAACCUUGCACCGUGCGUUGAAAUAUCGCUCCGACAGAAACAAUUUUUAGCUAACGAUAAGUCGCAGCGUCGGUGCGAAUUUCCACUGUGCAAAGGUAUAGAAAGAAGUUCAAAAUGCACUGUGAUCCGUUGUCAUUAUUUUACCGAGAGGUUGGUAGGGCGUUGUGAACAGGCAAUUUUUAUAUAUUUCCAGGCAGAACUAACAUCGCGCACAUGAGUCUGCUCUCCCGCAUCUGGCAGUUCCUUUCUGGGUUCCUGGCCAACGCGUUGAAGUCAACGGACAAAAUGGAAACUUAUGCGGAGUUGCCAACUGACGAGCUAGGUGCUGCUCCUUCAGCGAUUAGCCGUAAAAAAGAAGACCAGUCACAAAGAAUUAUCAAGACUAUUUUGGCGAUCACACUGCUCUACCAACUCCUCUAUCCGCUGACUCAUUUGGUCUGGCUCAAUCGACUGAUUUGCACAUCCAUCGCCGCCGCUUUUAUUUAUCUAAAGAGCGGAUCAUGGCUAGAACAACGCUCCCUUGUUUUUGUUGGCGACAUUUCCUACUCGUUGUACUUGAUCCACUGGCCAGUCAUCAUAUUUUGGAAGUUUAUAGGACUAUGGGAAGUCACAGGCCCUACAGUGCAGGGUGAGUAGCCUCAAAGAGUUUGCGUAGAAAAAGAUCAAUUUCAGAUGGGUUGAUCAUAUUGCAAGGCUCCAUGUUUCUCAGCUACCUCUUCGAAACCGGUUUUAAGAAACUCUUAGCCUCUGUGGACAGCUGGAUUCGGCUUAUCAAUCUUCUGCUCCUUCUCAAUAUUCUGCUCAUCUCAUCCGCCGCUGUAAUGUAUCUGAGGGUGCCAGAGAGCAGCCGCGACAAAGUUAACGGGUCCAGCAGCGGCCUAAACAUUACUGUUAUGGACCAAACGUUGCAAUUCUACGAGAACCGACACAAAAUGAGCCUCAACCUCAGCCGUGACAAAGUAAUAACCUAUAAUAGUCAAGUCCAACAAUUUAUCAAUGAUUUUAUACACGAAUGCAAUUUGAAAUUGAGAAGGCAGGAUCACCCACCAGAGUUUUCGCACUCUCUGGUUUCUUGCCAAAUCGAGGUACGUGAAGUGAAUAAAUGCCUGCAGUGUGACUACUACGCCUUUCCAAAAGUCCGUCGACUUUUUUCAGUUCAGACGCAGCGGCACUGUGCUCAUUAUUUUGCCGAUAGAUUGAAAUGAGCGUAUCGCUAAGCAAGAUUUAUCACAUGCGUUUUGCAGGGCACCGGAACAAAAGAAAUCGUAAUUAUCGGGAACAGUUUUGCGCGCGACCUCUUCUAUGGUGUUUGGCCGCUAAUGAAACACAAUUUCAAGCGCCUUUCGAUGUACUGUUUAUCGUGCGCAAUUCCAUACCUAAUUAACAAGCAGACUGGUAAACGGAGACACGACUUCAUCGGGCUGAUAAAGCGCUGGGAUAGGCCGAUUGACAUCUUGAUUGUCAGACAUUCGUAGGUAUAAGUUUUGCUUUUGUAAUAUCAUUUAUUUUUACAGAUACUACCAAUUCUUGCCAAACGUAAAGAACCUAGCAUGCAAAAUAUCUGAUGUAAGUUUGACGACGCUUAAAAAAUUACGCCAAACCACGUUUUAAAAAUUUUGAAAACAGGCCGGGCCUAAAUUUCAUCAGACCGAGCUCAGGGCCUCGAGGUGCACACGGUAGCCAUGUCUGUCUGUGCGAAACAAAUGUGCACCUUGCACUGUGCAAUUUGUUGCGUUUUGUACCAUGCAAUAAGCCUUUCAAGGUCACUCGCAUCCCGACUUUUUUGCACAGUGCAGGUGGCCGAAAUCACUCCAACGACUUUUGCGAAGGACGAUUUAUUUUUCGCCCGAUUUCUUGCAAAUGUGGCUCAUAUCUGUGACAUUGUCGCACAGCUGUGACAACGAAAAAGCCGUCCAUUCUUUUCUCCAACCCAUUUUAAAAGAUUUCUGAUGAAUCAAGCGGCGACUUUUUGUAGCAAAAUCUUCUUUUCAGCCCAAGUACCUCACGAACAAGAUGCCAUCCGAAAUGCAAUCGUUUUACGAAGAACUCAGUCCACUUGCCAAGCACAUUGUUAUCGGGUACGCGGAUCAUGAGAGCAAUAUGCAAAUUCAAAAGCUGUCCAGUGCUUUAAUGAGAAAUCGUCUGGAUCAUUUCAACUUUAAUUAUACAGUGAGCCCCCUGACUUCCUUACGAUACGUGUCAGAAAUUUAA